Messenger RNA from Heteronotia binoei (common prickly gecko), 4368 nucleotides. RefSeq names its product cation channel sperm-associated auxiliary subunit beta-like. The record is from RefSeq and is a predicted model, not a curated record. Bases 1 to 4368 code for a protein of 1455 amino acids. The transcript has 24 exons. NCBI's taxonomy places the organism in Eukaryota, Metazoa, Chordata, Lepidosauria, Squamata, Gekkonidae. Gene Ontology annotation, cellular component: CatSper complex; cilium.
AUGUCUAAAGUUUGGAAACUGCUUAAAAGUAGAGAUAUUGCUCCAACAGAACAAUGGUAUGUAAAAUUCAUUAUGCAUCACGGAUUAAAUAUGUUUACAACUGAAGGAAGUCUACUGGAUCUUGCUCGAGAGCCUAUUCUUCAGUGGGAAUUUGGUGAUGAAGUGGAUUUGUCAAAUGUGAUACCAAAUGUAAUAAAUAUCACAGUUUCAAAAAGCCCUUGUGCAAGUGAUGUUGCUAUAAUGGGUCUGAUACUUGAUAAAGGAUUUGCUGGAAUAUAUAUAGCAGUUUCUUGGUCUGCAUUUAUGACUGACACUGCAUCCUGGACAAAUUUGAAAGAUAACAUUUGUGUCACCCUUGAAUAUGACUGUGCUGAUCUUGCACUUUUGAAUGUCAUUUUAACCAACACUCGUAUAGUCUUCCUUACUACACUGGGACUAUUUAUCAGUGAAGAUUUGCGGUAUGGAAACUUUCGUGAUUUAAAAUUCAGCAAACCAAACUUCUGUGGAUUUGAAAGGGAUGAUUAUUACAGAGCAAAAAUUUGGUACAAUGUCCAAUGUCUGGCUAACCAAGAAGACUAUGAAGUGGAUUAUAUUUCUGUCUCGUUCAACAAAGAUAAAACAUUAAGCCAGGAAUCUACCUGUUUCUAUAGCAAUGAUCCAUAUACGAAAUGGCACAGUUGCUUGCCCCACAGAACACCAGCUGAAAGGCUGAUUUCUAGACGGGUAGUUGCUUUCAUGGUUGAUUAUCAACAGAAUACUGGCAUUGGCGUUUUAACUCAGCAGGAUGGAAUAUUCGUAUCAGUGAAUACAUUAACAAACCAUGAACUACAUAAGAAAAGAAAAUUUCCAGAGUUUUGGUUUCCAGAUGCUGAGUUCAGGGCAUCUGGCAUGCUUUUCCACCCAAACAGUCAUUUUCUGUAUGUUUAUGGAAAUCAGGUGUGGCUUUCUGAGGAUGGAGGCAACACAUUCCAACUUUUAAUUAAACUAAUUAAUGAGACUGUUGUAAAAACAGAUACGUGUGUUUACACCCAAGCAAUUAUAUUUGUGACUGACAAUGGAAGUGUUUUCUACACCAAGGCUGGUUUAUAUAAAUACGCCAGGCUUACAAUUGUCCAGCACGAUGUCUUUAAUCUGAACUUUGACCACUUGGGAGUCUUAAAUUUCAUUAUCCUGGAUGAAAACAGUACAGACUCCCUAAAAGUUGAUACCAUUGAGGUGGACGCAUUACUGAAGGUUGAAUAUACAGUUUUAAUUAUUGCUUUGAGCGUGCACGGUCUCUACUCCAACUCGGGUCUUUUCGGGACAUUGGGGUUUCUCCCCUGUACCGGGAGUCUUCCACUCAAGUGUCCACUCAGCAUCUCCGCUCUCGUUCUCCAGUUCAUUGCCACAAUUUCCGCUCCCUCUCUCCAUCUCAUUGUGACUACCGUGACUACUAUCGCACUGGUCAGUACAAAUACUCCUCAGUCUCUAGAUCUCCAUCUCCUUGACACCAUACAGUCUAUUGUCACUACUCACGCUCACCUUCAGAUGAGGGAUUCAAGCAUUCUUGGUACCAUGAACUUAAUGUCACUUCUCAUAGAGACUUUGAAGCUGCACUUCCUCGACUUGGGAACCUCGAACCCUCACCAUCUCAAACCCAAAACACUGCCUACCUUUCAUCUCGAUACCGUGAACCUUCUCGAACCCAAGACAUCGAAUACCUUUCAUCUUGAUACCGUGAACCUUCUCAGUGCCGUGAGUCUCAUAUGCCACCUCGAAUCCAUGAUGCUCCAAUUUGCUCUACUAUGCCUGCGGUACCUGCCACGACUUCGAGCAUUCUGCCAUCACAACCUAAGCCUCUUCAAACCUCUAAUACUAUUCCUCCUCCAGUGGACUCUGAGUCUGCACCAACUAAACCCAAAACACCUCCUCAGGAACCAGACGACUCUGAAUCCAAGAAGAACAGUUCAUGCACUUUCGAUUCUGAACAUCCACCGGGCUCCCCUGGCUCUGACACUACUCGACCAAACCGUCUUUUCCCGUCUGAUGGACCUCAACCUCACUACCACUAUGGCUGAGGCCCUGAAUGUGACUAUCCCAUCGGACUCACCCAAGAUUUUAGCUGUAGUGCAUGAUCUAGUUCAGGCUGAUUUUCCUACUGGAUCACUCUUACCUAUGCUACCAGUGCAUUUGGAAGGGCUUUGUGAGGCUUGGGGCAAACCUGCCUCUGCACCACUUACUUUGAAGCGUUUUGAUUCCUUAUAUAGAAUCCAUGCUCCGGAAUCAAAAUUUUUGGCCUCACAUCCAGCUCCAAAUUCCAUUAUUGUCCAUUCCGCAUCUAAAGCGAAACCUUCAAGACAUCCUACACCUCCAGAUCGCGAGGACCGUAAGUUGGACACUCUAGCCCACAAAAUUUACAAUCUUGCCUCUACCAUCUCAAAGGUCAAUAAUUACUUGGCUUACUUCUCCGCCUACGCCUUCAAUCUUGUUAACCAAUUCACACCACUCAUUCCUUCUCUCCUGGAGACUUCUCAGAGGGUGGCUUCCAACUUAGUUUCUGAACUCUCCAGAGUAUCUAAGCAGCGAAUAGAUACCAUCACGCAUGCUGUUUCCAACUUAGUUUCUGAACUCUCCAGAGCAGAUGAUUUAGCUUUUGAUGGCCCUUUAGCUCCACACUACAUCACUGAAGAGAAAAUACUGCUUUUCAGCUAUGUCCCAUUGGUUCGAGGCUCUCACAAUUUAGAGCCAAGAUUCCAUGAUCGAUACAUAGGAAAAGCAUUUGAAUAUAAGAAGACAGGUUCCCUGCCCCCGGCAGAGAUGGCGCUGCUGCUCCUCUCGAGUGGGCCUGGCAGCGGCGGCACCCACAGGGGGGCAGACAGGAGGAAAAGUGGGAAAGGAAGGAAGGAGACCCUCUCGCUUGCCCGCCAGCUCUUUUUCCUCUCAAGUCUGGGGGUGGGGAGGACCCGGCUGGGUACUCACAUAUUUAAAGCAUCUGACGUUGAGAAAACCAUCAUGUUUCCAGGAUCCAGCAGUUUCCUCAUAAUUCGUGUUACAAGUGACCUCACUGCUUUAGGAGAGGCCACUGUGCCUCGGCUAGUGAUUUUAAAUCAUCCUUUCCCAAGUGGACAGUGGUUCAUGUAUGACUUUGGCACUACAAAUGGAAAAAAAUGGAAGGUUACUGUUGACAUAUGCAGAUACACAGUACAGCAGCUUGAUGAUCUACCAAUCUAUGCCGUUAGAUACCUGGAUCUUGGGUCAACACUAAAUUUUGCAUUCAGAGUGACACCAGUUAACGUAGCUUAUCGUGUGUUUCAUAUGCACUUAAUGAAGGUAAUAGUGGGAAAGCCCAAUCUACUGGAUGUGAACACAGAAGCCUACUGGGAUGACAACGAUAGUUACACCGUGAAAAUACGUGUUAAAAGCAAAUUUUUUGAGCAGGGUAAAACUUCCAUUGCUGCGAUUGUUACAGAAGGAUCCCUUCGUUGUGAUGUCACAACUCUUAUAUUAACACUGAAGAACUCCUGCUCAUAUCUCAAAGUAAUGCACUACAAGUUACCUGUUCAACUCUCUGCUUCAGAAUGGCUAUUGGAAAUGGCCAAUGCCUCAAAAUAUUUAAAGAAUUUACCGGUGAACUACAGGCCACCAUCUAGAUUGGGAAUUGCUGUUCCUCUCACAGAAAACUUUUACAAUGCUGACCCUGGAAAGCCUAGAAUGAGAGAUUAUUUUCAGGGAUCAAAAGCUUCUGGAACUUACAAGCAAUGUGCUAAUAAGUCAAGUCGGUCUGAAUGUGGUUGCACAGAUAACAUGAAGCUGUCGUUUUUUGUAGCCUUUUCAGACUGCAAGGAAAAGGCAAUCCGGAUGAAAUAUCCAAUCUCAAACCUUCCCCUCAGUUUUACUAUUGAAAAUGAAGAGGGAUCUGUAAAUCUGUCGUCUCCUUAUUAUGUCACAAUCACAGAAAUCAACAACAGAACGAACUGGGAGAUUUCAGGAACCAAUGCAACAUCAAGCAUGUUGAAAAUGAGAAAUUACUUUGGAAAUAGACUCAAGGAAACACUGUAUAAUCCAGAUGGUCUCACUCUAAGCAUAUAUGGAUCUGAGCUUUUCCAUUUCAGGGUAUCAGCUAUUCCUGGAGUCUCCUUUUGUAGCUUAUUUGAUGAAUUUCAGAUUUAUGUCGAUGAUGCUCCAUUGGCUUUCCCAGGAGAUUAUCUCAUCACUUCACUUACAGCUGUAGUAAUAGGAUUUAUUAUCUUUGUGGCAUUUAUUCUGCAAGCAUAUGACAUUCAGGUAUGGAGCAUUUUGAAGCAGAAACUGAAACAAACAAGCAAAGUGAGUCCAAAAGUUUCCCUAACGACUACCGUUUCAACUUCAACUGAAUUUAGUGAUCAAUGA